UCCAGUAACUCUAGCAUUUCCGGGGUGAUUCUUGUUAAUUUCGGCCGUGGCAACAAAUUUUUCAAAAUGAAUUGUUACGUUGGCGUUGAAUUCCAGAACAAUGGUGGAAUUUCUCUUGUUCACUCUGCCUGGUUAACACCGCUUAAACGAGAAGUCUUUUGGCCGCCAAAACAGACAACCGGAAAUUUUAUAAAAUUAUUAAAAUCUGGACAAGAGCCUCCCCAGGAUAACAGCUGGAAACUUCACCAAAUUAAGCGAAUUUUUUUCCAGACUGACGACUAUAAGAUUGCGGAGAAAAAAAUUAAAAAGGCUGAAAUUACCUCAGAUUUAACUACAGAUGCUGAGGAAUCAGCAAUUAUUUCACCUCGAAGGAAAAUACGUCCAAAGAAAUUUUCCACUGAUGAUGAGCAGGAAGAAGUGCUGUCAUCAUCAGAAGAUGAUUUUCCAAAAAACAAGAAACCCCUACCUAGACCAAAACCAAUAAUACGGAAGUCUAUUACAAACAUAUUAUCUGAUUAUUCUGGCCCAAUUCAAACUUUUCCAUUAGCUUCAGCUGGACAAUCGCAAAGGUCGUUUGAGGAUAGUGAUUCUACAAAUCAACUUUAUUAUUUGCCACCUCAACAUUCAGCAAAAGAUACUCAAUUGACUAAAUCUUCAGGACAAAUUAUUAGAGGUUCUGCGUCAAAUCAGUCAUUUUGCCAGGCUGCUGUUUCGAACUCGUCACCAUAUAAUCCGUCAACUAGUAAAGCAACUGAUGUACAGAGCAACAUCAGAGCUGUAGUGGAAAGUAAUGGAGCAAACACUCAAGAUGAUGUAAUCACUUUAUUGAAGACCAUUAGAGAACAGAACAAUCAAAUUUUGCAGUGGAUCCGAAAACAAGAUCGCAGUGGCAAUCACGCCAGUAAUACAGAUUUACCAGAUGAUAUAGGCGUACAGUUUCCUUUGAAUUCUCAAGAGGAUAUUACCAAAUUGGAAACAUACCUGAGUGAAAAAAAUAAUUGCCUGGCUUUGUCGGCAUAUCUAUCGACUUUUGGAGGGAGAGAUUUUACUGGACAUACAAACCGCAUUUUAAAUUUUUUGUUCACUUAUUCUCUUGCAACUAAUUGGAAUUUUUGUGGCAAACGAGGUGAGAAAAAGGCUUUUAAAAACUUAAACGUAAAGGAUGUGAUUAUUGGUGCUGUAAGAAAAAGCUCCCCUCUAGUCAGUCAGAAAGAAAUAGAAGAUACCAUCAAGGUGUGGUUGAAACAUGCACCAGAGAAAUUGAAAAAGCAGCAGCAUGGCAAUCCGUAAGAAAAAAAGUGUUGUUAGUCAAAGACAACUCUACAGAAGGGUGGCAGAAGGAAAUUUAGCACCUGU
Molecule: messenger RNA, 1356 nt
Organism: Diorhabda carinulata
Lineage: Eukaryota; Metazoa; Arthropoda; Insecta; Coleoptera; Chrysomelidae
Exons: 8
Coding region: 67-1290 (407 amino acids)
Source: RefSeq, a predicted model, not a curated record